Talaromyces amestolkiae is the source of this 3249-nucleotide messenger RNA. RefSeq lists its product as uncharacterized. Gene Ontology annotation, molecular function: protein binding. The transcript has 3 exons. The coding region runs from base 1 to 3249 and encodes 1082 amino acids. The record is from RefSeq and is a predicted model, not a curated record. NCBI's taxonomy places the organism in Eukaryota, Fungi, Ascomycota, Eurotiomycetes, Eurotiales, Trichocomaceae.
AUGGAUCCAUUCUCUAUCGUGGUGGGCACCGUUAGUGUUGCUGAUGUGUGUUUACGGCUCSUCAAUUUUCUGAAGGAUGUUUCUGCUGCUGCUGCAAACGUUCAGCAGGAAAUUGACGGCCUUAUUAAUGAACUGGGUUCACUAGAGACCACUGUCACCUCAGUCGCAGAAGCUUUUGAGGAAGAGACGAACAAAUCUACAAAGCCGUUAUCUCCUCUGAAAGCGGAUAAUAUCGAACGCCUAUGGAAAGAAACCAAAAGAAGCUUGGACGCAUGCCGACAUACUACCUUGCAACUAGACCAGGUAAUACGAGAUAUAUACGGCGAUUCGGGAUCCAAGGUCACUGGAAAAAUAGAUAGCUGGACCAAAGAAUCCAGACGGCGUAACAAAGCCACCGAUCUGCAGCGAAUACGUGAGAAGCUCUCCACGGAGAAGCAUAAUCUUCAGAUCUUGCUUACUGGAAUCAGCCUUUAUCAUCAGAAGUCCUCUCGAGGUACCCUCGAACGCCUAUCUAAAGAAUUGAGAUCAUAUGAUCAAAGCUUCAAGUCGCAGAUUGCAAAGUUGGAGGACCAGCUUAGACUCUCCGAUGGCAGCGAUCCGGAUCAGAACGAGCAAGACCUCGAGUCUUUAUCUCGGUUCAAGCAAUUCCGAAACUCGGUUCGAUUCGUCACCACUGCGGUGUGUACCACGACACCGAAUGAGUUCUUCGAUAUCCCGCAACCCGUUAGUAGCGUUUACACGGGGCGAACAUGGUUUCUGAAAGAGCUACAGGAUAUUCUUCUCAAGCAGAUGAUGGAAAUACAUGCUCAAAAGCAAUUGCGUUUUGUAGUAUACGGCAUUGGAGGAUCGGGGAAGACUCAAUUUUGUUCCAAAUUUGCCGAGCAAAAUCGAGAAAGUACUCGCGAACGAGCCAAACAGACCUACGCCGAGAUUGGGAAACAUGGACACGUUGAUCCUAAUCAGACAGCUGCCAUGCAUUGGCUUUCAAAUCGCGAAGAACGGUGGCUUCUCCUUAUUGACAAUGCCGAUGAUCCUCAUAUCGAAUUGCAAGAAUACUUCCCCAAAGGCGACAGAGGCUACAUCAUCAUCACAACGCGAAACCCAGCCCAUAAGGUGUACGGUAACGUCGGGCCAGGCUAUUUCGAGUUCCAGGGUAUGGAACAUGAUGACGCCAGUGCUCUUUUACUACGAACGGCACAAUUGGCCCAGCCUUGGGAUGUUGAUUCCUCCACGUGGGCUACUAAAAUCACAAAACAGCUUGGUUUUCUUGCUCUCGCUGUCAUUCAUGCUGGGGCCGCAAUCUGUUCUGGACUAUGCACUCUCAAGGAUUAUCUGACUUUUUAUGAUAAGGACUGGGAGAGAAUACGUCGUAUACGAAAGUUGUCCUUUAACUCUGGAAGUGAGGACAAGCAAUAUAUGAGCGCACUCGCGACAUACGAAGUUUCUUAUACUUGGAUCGAGAAGAAAGAGACUGAGGCUUCGAAAGAUGCCAUCCAAUUGCUGAAGAUGUUUUCUUUCUUCUACUAUAAGAAUAUACCGUUCGACAUUCUAAGAAGAGCGAUCGUCAAUUGUGAGAUCGAAAAGGUUCAACAGCAACAGAGAAACCAAGAAGAGCGAGAAUGGCCGUUAACUUGGCAUCAGCGUUACCGUAAUAUACGUCUUCUCGUACUAGGCUUCAUGAUGAGAGAGCGUGGUCCUCCUGUAUUGCCGCAUAUCGUACGAGAUGGCCGUGAAUCUGGAUUCUUUGACGAAGUCAGAGUGCGAUAUGCACUGAGAGAACUUGUCCAAAUGUCGCUGAUCACGUAUCACGAAUCCAGCGAUAGUUACUCCAUGCACCCUUUGGUUCACAAAUGGGCGCGAGAGAGACCCGAAAUGACAUUUUCAGAUCAGGCUGUAUGGGCUGAAGCUGCAAAUUUGACGCUGGCCCACUCGAUCCUCCUGCCGCCCUUGGGUGUGACUGAGGCUGACGAGGUCUUCCGCAGAGAUAUCUUACCGCAUAUCGAUCAUGCACGCAGCUGCCAACAAGCUAUAGUUCAUAAAAUUACCGAAAAUAGGAAGCGACGCUGGUUUGGAGUCGUACAAUGGCCCGGUGCAGGUUCAAUGUUUGGCCCAACACAAGCCACACUAUACGCAAAAUUUAGCCUUGUCUUUGCGCAAAACGGGCGGUGGAAUGACGCCGAAAUACUUCAGUUGGCAGUCAAAAAGUAUACCGACAGCGUUUUGGGAUUGGAUCAAGCAGUCAGUCGGCGUAUAACGUUAGCAUUGGCACUUACCUACUGGAGUCAAGGCCGGGGCGAUGAAGCGGCAGAUUUACAGGAAACCGUCCUGCAGGCAUGUAUGUCAUCGUUAGGACCCAAUAGUGGCGAAACUCUGACAACGAUGGAUCUUCUGGGGCAAGCCAGAUGGCAACAAGGAAGAUAUAGUGAAGCUAGAAUGCUUCAACAGCAUGCAGUCGAUGGCCUCAUCAAAUUAAGAGGCCUGAUGCAUGAGGAUACCCUUAGCGCUAUGGGUAGCCUUGGGAGAACGAUUGCCAAAUUCUACGACAAUGAGAGCCUGGAGGAAGCCAGACGGAUGCUGACAACCGCUUUUGACGGGAUGAGCGAAAUCCUAGGCCCAACACACCUGAAGACAUUGACCGUCAAGGAGGAUCUGGCUCUGCUUGCUCUACAGUUAGAGGUAGAGGAGCAGUUACCAUUAGCUGAAAAGAUGGAGCAAGAAGUCCUUGAUUGUCGCAUGGUAAAAUUGGGUAAAGAGAACCCAUACACGCUACUCGCCAUGGCGCAGUUGGCCAGAAUCAAAACUGCAUUAGGUCAGCAUGAUGAGGCAAAAACACUCGUUUGCAGCGCCUUGGAGGUUGCGGAUCGUAAUCUAGGCGAAAGACAUAUUGGAACCUUAAUGGGAAGGACGGUACUGGGAAUAAUAUUGAUCAAUCAACAGAAGUUGAAAGAGGCCGAGAGAACGCUGUGUAUUGUGAUCGAAAACCAGCGUCAUCUUUCACAACAUAGAGGCGACUUUCAUCCGGAUAGGUUGGGCGCCAUGAUUGAGCUUGCUAGAUGCUAUGAAUUGCAAAAUGAGUUCGAUGAAAGCAUCCGGCUUUGCGAUGAAAUAAUUGAGGGGCUUCGGACUAUAAGUCUGAAGCAGCAUCCUCUUGAAAGGAAAAUGCAGCUACAAAAGUCCAAGUUGCUUGAGCUUAAGCGCGGACUCAAGGGGAGGAACAAUGCCAACCAAAGCGGCGAUGCAAAUCAAUAA